Molecule: messenger RNA, 1410 nt
Organism: Exserohilum turcica Et28A
Lineage: Eukaryota; Fungi; Ascomycota; Dothideomycetes; Pleosporales; Pleosporaceae
Exons: 2
Coding region: 13-1410 (465 amino acids)
Biological process (GO): lipid droplet organization; lipid storage
Cellular component (GO): endoplasmic reticulum membrane
Source: RefSeq, a predicted model, not a curated record
GCGGCGGCGGCGAUGGACCAAAUCAAACAAGAUGAUGGUGAAAAGGACAGGGAGAGGUCAAUUGCGAGCGUUGUUAUUGACUCCCUGCUUCUACCUGUUCGCAUAGCAACGUCGCCCGCUCUGCUCCGAACGUACCUGCGAACCGCGUUACUCAUCAUCACAUCCACCGUGCUCUUUGGCUUCGCGGUUGUUGCCUAUUCCUCCUUUUACUACGCCUACAUUCCUGUCCGCGGAAUCGUAGUGCCUGUAUACCUGCAGUUUGACCACGGGCCUGUAUCCUUGUAUGGAAAUGCAGCAGGGAAGCUGGCGAAAUGGCCGUAUGGCCUCGCCAACAUACCCGGGCUGGUGCAUCGGCAAAAGUACGAUGUAGUUGUCGAGCUGGAUGUCCCAAGGAGUGAGAACAAUCUCAAUGCAGGCAAUUGGAUGGUGGGGCUCGAGUUUCGCGGGCCCUCGACAGUCGGCCAGGGCGUAAAGCAUCUGCUGGGGUGGGACGAAGAAUGGAGUGUCCAGGACCACAGUCAAGGCGGUGUACCUGGUGCAACGGCAGAGAAGGUAGUAACUGAAGGCACGACGAGCGAGACGCCUACGGUACUUGCCCGGAGUAGACGCCCAGUGCUACUUACCUACCGAAGCCGUAUCCUCGAAAUGAUAUACCGCCUCACGCGCCUGCCCCUGUACCUCGUGGGCUGGCAUACCGAGUCAGAGCAUAUCGAAAUCAGCAUGAUGGAGUCGGUCAUGUUCGAACCGGGCUAUCGCAACAUACCUUCUUCCCUCCGCCUCGAGCUCCGCUCAAGACUCCCAAUCGAAGUCUACCGCGCCAGCGUACAUAUCAGUGCCCGCCUCGAAGGAAUCCGAUGGCUCAUGUACAGGUAUUGGAUCACCGGUGCAAUCGUAGGCAUCCUAGCUUUCUGGACUAUGGAAAUGUGCGUGUUACUCUUUACAUGGGGUCUUUUCACCCUGCUCUUCAGCAACUCCCUCUUCGCACCCGACGACAACAACAACAACAACAACGACGCCCACCCGAAAAUCAAGUCUGAAAACGACCACAAGAUGCCCAAACUCGAGCCCGCAGAAACAGACCCGGAAACUCCCUACAGCGAUACAAGCCGCACUUUUCCCACGCUGCCCUCCCAGCGCCCGCUCUCAUACACCUCGUCUUCCCCACCCAAAAUCGAACCACACUCGCCUGCCCUCCGCGAUAUCCCGCUGCGAGAAGAUGCCGAGGCUGAUGAUGAAGAUGACGAUUUUAUCCUGGAAGAGCCUGUGCCUCGAACUGUGGAGAGAGAAGGCGUGUUUACGGAUUCGGGCAUUGGAACCAGUCUUGAGAGUGGGGUUGAGAGGGGUUUGGCGCGGAGACGCAGUGCGAGGGGGACGGGAACGGGGAGGAAUGGGAGUGGUGAGGUGGGGUAG